GGAUCCCCCCUGCCCCUUCCCCUCCGCUGCCUCACUUGCGCCGCACGCGACCGGCGGAGGCUCCCCGCGUAGCGCCGCGAGCCCAACCCUAGCCCCGCCCGUCGGUCCUUCCGGUGGAUCAGCCGCCGAGCCCCUCAGGCAGGCAUGGCUCCCCCCGCGAACCCCAACCCCGCGGCGCCGGCCGAGCCGUCGCAGCCGCCGCCGCCGAAGGGGAAGAAGAAGGACGAGAAGAAGGAUGACGAUCUGUCGGAGGAGGAUCUGGCGCUCAAGGAGCAGCUGGAGCUCUACGUCGUGCGGGCGCAGGACGCGGAUCCCGGCGUGCAGAAGCUCGCGCUUGAGAGCAUGAGGCAGGAGAUUCGCUCGGCCACGAGCUCAAUGACUUCGGUCCCAAAGCCGCUGAAAUUCCUGCCCCCGCACUUUGGAACUCUGUCCUAUUUUGAAACAAUGCCAUAGUCCGAGCUCAAGUGGCAAAUCCGCAGCGAAUGUAGUAUCUCAAAGUGCACCAUCAACUUGAAAAAAAUGGAUUCACUGUUGGCGUUCAAUUUUUCCUCCCUGGGAAAAAAGGAAGACAGUCAGUUUUCUUUCUUUCUUGGAAAAACGAA
Sorghum bicolor (sorghum) is the source of this 602-nucleotide messenger RNA. Its product is annotated as 26S proteasome non-ATPase regulatory subunit 2 homolog A. NCBI's taxonomy places the organism in Eukaryota, Viridiplantae, Streptophyta, Magnoliopsida, Poales, Poaceae. The transcript has 4 exons. The record is from RefSeq and is a predicted model, not a curated record. The coding region runs from base 145 to 453 and encodes 102 amino acids.